Brenthis ino (lesser marbled fritillary) is the source of this 4755-nucleotide messenger RNA. NCBI's taxonomy places the organism in Eukaryota, Metazoa, Arthropoda, Insecta, Lepidoptera, Nymphalidae. The record is from the annotation of a GenBank genome assembly.
AUGAUUCAGUUUACAAUAAAAACGCUGGACUCCAGAGACCAUCCUUUUACUGUGGACGAUGAGGCCACUGUCCAUCAACUCAAGGAGAAAAUAUUGGAACAGAUGGGAAUCGAAAUUGGUCUGCAGAGGCUAAUAUUUUGCGGCAGGGUCCUACAAGACCACAAGAAAUUAUCGGAUUAUGGAGUCGAGGGUAAGGUGGUGCAUAUGGUGCAGAGGGCGCCCCCUUCUGUUGAAGCCCGAGAUUCAGCUCUACGGGACAGGGAAAGGGAGAGUGAACGUGAAAAUGCAUUCACAAGUCAAGCAAAUAUAACUCCUAACCCGAUACUCAGUCCUUUACACCUAAACCAUAUAACUCAACAACAAAUAAGACGCCUUGUGGCUUUGGCAGCUUCGGCUCAUGGGAUUGAAAUUGAAGAUCAACCUGGUCUCAACUUGUCACCGACUGCUUCACGACUGGAAUUUCUUCGACGGCUGAUUGGAGAAAUAAGGGAUCAAGUAGAAGCUCUUAAACAAAAUGAGAGUGAUGAGCCACCUAAUUACCCAACUGAAGACCCACCGGAGCCAGCGGGCAGUCUUGCAGAGGCUAGUUCCCAGCCCGACGAGGUGAUGUGUCAAAUCCACCAAAGACCUCUGAUUUAUCAGAUUGAACCAGCCUCCGGUACCACCAGGCAGAGCAGGGGCCGAAGCAUUCGCUCGAUGCGGCCAUCGUAUCACACACCGCCCCGUGAUUUCGGCGAGCUUGUCGAUCAACUUCACCAACUUGAUGCGGAAUUUGCGCCGUUUAGAGCAAUGUACAUAACAACCCUUCGCGAGGCCAGCGAUCCUGAGGUCCGUCUAAACGAGGGGCAGCUACAGCGUAGGCAGCGCACAGCCGAGAUAUCAGCAGAGGUGUACCACAGCCUCUCGCACGCCUACCACAUAGUGAGCGACAUCGGCCUACUAAUGACGCACGGCAACUCUCGACUCACGUCUGAGGCGUUGCUGCGGCACCCCUUACCUGUGCAGGCACACAUUAACGUGGUACAAUCAUCGACCACUCGUCGACCACUUAACACCGGUGGUAGCACAUCGGGCCAAUCGUCGUCCGAAGGCCAAGCCCAACAAGGCGCCGCCCAAGCCGGUAGGAACCAACCGACCGUCAAUAUAAAUGUUCAACCAGACCCCAUCACCUAUCAAGUAGAAAUAGAAACCAGGGUACCUAUACCGGUUAACCCGGACAACCAAAGUCAAAAUCAAAACCAAAACCAAAACCCAAAUCAGAACCAAACCCAAAAUCAAAACCAGAACGCCAAUCAAGAUGGACAAGCGAACCGUCGUCAAAUAAUGCUCGAUUUUGAGAAUCUAUUUAGGGGUUUGGGUCAGGCGGGUACGCUCGGUGGUGUUGAAGUUGUGAUGAGUAUGGAGGAGAUACCUCAAGGAGCGGCUCAAGCGAAUCCCCAACAGCAAGAUGGCGCCGGUCCACAUCCAGUGUUUGGUUCUCAGAUUUAUCUGGCACAAAUGCCGUGGGGAGGACCGCCAACUGCUGAUCUCUUGCAAAACAUCGUCUCGUCAGUGAUACGUCAGGGACUUGUUCCCGGAAUGGAAAGCGUAAUGCAUGUGCAACAUCAAAAUCAGAAUCAAGCUGCUGCUAACCAGAAUCAAAAUCAAGCUCCUAAUCCGAAUCAGAGUCAAGCUUCGAAUCCGACUUCGAGUCAGAGUCAUACUCAGACUUCCAGCCAGAGUCAGGGUCAGACGUCUAGCCAGAGUCGUACAUCCACUCAGACUCAGACUACUCAAAGUCAACCAAGUCAAAGCCAGGCCGGUCAGGGUCAGACCGGGCAGGGUCAGACCGGUCAGAGUCAGACUGGCGAGAGUCAGACCGGUGAGAAUCAGACCGGUGAGAGUCAAACCGGCCAGAGUCAAACCAGUCAGAGUCAGACUCAAGAUGGUCAGGAAAAUGCGAGCUCCAGCAGCCAACCUACCCAACAAUCGCCCCGAAGAUCUGAUGGGGGACAAGCUUCUUCUUCUCCAUCAACGUCUGGACGUCCCGCUUCUCAGACGGUUUCGAUCAACAAUUUGGUCUACGACAGAUUCUUGGCGUGUGACAGCCCCCAUGCCAGGCGGCAACUGCAAAGGCGUCGGGAUGAAACGUCCCAGGCUGGCGGGCCGCGUCUAAGGGAUAAUAGCACCAGCCGUAUACAGAACAAUGUGGAGACCCUGUUCGAGAGGUUCGACAGGAAUACCAUAAAUGAAGAGUCUCUCAUGAUCGCCACUAUGGUCACCUUGCGCGAGGCUACGUCGUUCUCAAGCGGACGCACGCUCGUGCCAGACGAACUGUUGCCUCUCCGCCGCCGCCUGCAGGUGUACAUGCGGGAGUUAAUGCAAGGGGAAUACGAAGUGGGCACUCAAAAUCAGUUGGCAGAUAUCAUAUUUGAACGCCACGCUGAAUUUAUUAACCGCAUUGCUUCGAUCACACCGAUACGUCCAAGCGUCGACAUAAUAGAAUCUAUGAAAGCGGUACUCAUACGUUUCCUGAACGAGGCGAUGCUUGUGAUGUUCUUGGAUAACAACGAGAUAUGCUCCCGUAGGUUCCGUAUCGUGUACCCGAGAAUGUUCUAUGAACUCUGCGGAGUGAUAUCCUACUGCUGCUUGGAAGGGGUUGAGGGUCUACGAAGGAUUUAUCGCUCGUUCUUGACGGAUCUAAUCCAAAACAUCGAUGAGCCUGUCCGUGAUUUACUACACAGCCUGGCUAUGGAGAAUUUGAAUGCGGCAAUUAGUCGUAUAGAUGCCAACAAAGUGCACUGCGCUCAGUUCAUACGCAAGAGGGGAAAUCAACCUUCCACUUCGGCACAGACCAGCACCUAUGAGGAGGCUGGCUCCAUGGAUACCACAGAUGUAGACUCACAGCAAUCUGAGCCCAUGCAAGCUUCGCCAUUGUCGCCAUCAUUGGCCGAUUCUUCUGAAUUGGAGGCAGAAUAUGACAUAUACAAUUGUCCAACUCCACCACCUCACGAGCUCGCUGAAAUUACUGGUGUCGGCAUAGUUCCUACCGUCACUACAUUGUUGAACGCCAAUUUGCCUCCAUCGCCUCCAGUAUCGGUAUCGUCGGCCUCCACAGUUCCGACCGCGCCGAUCGUACCCACAGUCACCACUGUACCCAACGUAUCGUCAUAUCAAACGCCCACAACAGUACAAUCUAUCCCAAUAGUACCGACUGCUCCGAUGGUACCAUCUGCUCCAACGACGUCAACGGCGCCAAUCGUUCCGGCGACUCCAAUAGUGCCAACCGUCCCUAUUGUACCCGCCGUCCCAAUUCUACCGGAUCUUCCCGUCGUCCCGCCGCACCCCAUUGCAGCGGCUACUCCAAUAGUGUCGGCUACUCCAGUCAUAGUGCCAGCUCCAUCAAUGGUACCUGCCCCUACAAUGGUGCCGGCACCAGCGAUAGUGCCCACUCUGCCAACUAUCCCCGCCGUCCCAGCUAUCCCCACUCUCCCCAUCCCGCCCAUUUCACCAUUAUCCCCGAAUUAUGCAGAACGAUCCGCCCAAGUUAACGUCACAUCGACGGUCACUUCGAACUCGGCUCAACGCAACUCGCCAUCGAGUACACGCGGAAGAGGCAGCAUGUCGCCAAUCAUGGAGGACGACAGCAAUCCUGAAUUGCGGCAAUAUUCCCGUGGCAGAGCCUCGUCCCGCCGCUCGUGUCCGUUCGUAGACGAUGAUGAUUUCUGGGGCGAUCAUGAUCGCGGCCACCGCAACACCCGUUCACGGUAUAGCGCUCCGGCGACCGCUACGGCGCCCAUGCGCGCCGAACCGUUCCACUUCGACGAUCAGCAUCGUCGAUCUAACGCGUCGGCCACAGCUACGACGUCGCGCCCCACCAAUGUUUUUGAGCCUCGGACGAGAAGACGCAAUUCGUCAUCUUCUUCACCGACGCGCCCAGAGCGUGCGUCUGUCAGUCAUCGGGCACGAUACAACACCUCGGGCCCGUCUACGUCAUCGCGCCACGAGCGUUGCCAUGAUUCCAGACAUUCCACUUCGGCCCCGUCUACGUCAUCGCGCCACGAGCGUUGCCAUGAUCCCAGACAUACUGUGACGUCGACGUCCACGUCGUCUUACCACGAACGCUCACAUGAUUCUCACCGUGGCCAUCGCGGUCGCAGAACACAUCGUGGAUCUAACCUGCCGCCAAUAUAUGCCAGGAUGACCGUCACGGACCGUUUGAACGAAUUAAGUCGACUCAGCUAUCCAGGAACGCAAAACGCAGAAAGGGACACCUACGUCAACGGCUACACUGCUGCUGCCUUUGGUCCCGGCAGACGCAGGCACAACCAGCGCAACAGUCCGGACUCGCCAUCAUCGCAAGAUGAUUCCGAUAAUUUGAGAUUCGUGCCACCUGCGCAGAUAGCGCAGCAUUGGGGCGAGGAUUGGGUGCCAACAUUUACUAGGGAUAUACAGCGGCAAAAUGACCCCUCUGAGCCUUACAGUGAUGCCUACCUUUCGGGCAUGCCGCCCAAGAAACGACGAUGUGUCAGACAGUCACGACCUCCCACUACGCUGAAUGGCCUCAUCAGUGAGAGCCUGAGCGAAGUGGCCUCUCACCUACCACCGCCCGAGGAGCUGCGCGCUGCGUUCAGGGAGCACGUGCGCGUCAUCGCACGCGCCCGCGCCGCCACAUCAGCAGACUACGAACCGAGGCGACUCGUGGCCACUGCUCGAUUCCUCAGGCAGAACAGGUCGAGCACACGGAAGUCAGCAGAAACCACGAGCGGCAGUGAA